CUGGCCGGAGUAUUGACGACCUAGUUGUUGACAACCUACGCGUAAAUGAAGGGGACAGCGCCGUCUUGCCUUGCUUCUUCUCGCCACCUAACGCCCACAUCGGCAAGUGGUAUUGGAAGACGAAUGGAACUGUCAUCAUAAGAUCAGACGACCCACCAAAAACAAACUCGAGGUAUUCAUUGGGUGACUCAACGUCCGGGAACGUUAGUUUGGUUAUUAAAGACGUGUUGCGAUGGGACAAGGGUACCUAUACAUGUGGAGUGAACGACCAGUCUACUGGAUCAACCGUACCCCAUUCCGAUGACAGCAAAUUAACAGUAAACUAUCUGGAUAAACCUAACAUUCAGGCACUAACCGACACACGUAUACCUGAAGGUACGCGAGUAUCUAUGUCGUGUAAAGUAGUGGCGUCAUAUCCGGAAGUAAAUUUUCUGAGGUGGUUCCAUGAUGGUGACAUCAUAGACACUGCUUCUGGCAGAUACUUUUUCUACGAUGAAAUAUUAGAAAUAAAAAAAUUUGAUCAACGUCAUGAAGGAAACUACAGUUGUCGGGCUGAAAAUGAAUUCUUUGUCGGUAAAAACGGAAAAUAUAGCAAUUCAAUUGCAUUCAGUUUGAAAAAGAAAGAAGUAAUUCCGCCUUCAUCACCCAGUUCUCAGAUUUGGAUAGUGUUCAUCAUUAUCCCAUUUCUCAUAAUAGGCGUAGUUGUGUUUAUACCCUGGUAUUUUUUUAAGAAGCGUUCAAAAAAUAUCCAUCGCUUGGAUGACUUCAUAAAUAAUAAGGUCAUCAAAAAGGAUCAGAAGAAUGAGAUAAAUGUAGAGCAAGCACUGGAUGAUUUUGAAACGGUGGCUUAUCUAAAAGAAGUAUACGAAACAAUUACAAAAACAGCUUGUAGUGAAUCUCUGGAUUUUAAGAACGAUAAAGUGAUAAUGGUUGCGAGAGGAGAGUGCAUUAAGGCAUCUUUUAAAUCAAAUUAUAGUUCAGAACUUUCCUGCUUCAAAGAAAAAGACGGAUACAAUCAUCCAUUUCCUAAUGUCUUCUUACUAUCACGUACUUGGCCAGAAAACAGAUUAAAUGAAUGUAAGCCUAUUUCAUCUGAUACGAAAAGAGGGAACUAUAUUAUUAAUGACAGCUGUGGAUCAAUCGGAUUUGAAUUAAAGGGAAAUAUUAAAAAAGGUGCAACUGCAGAAGGAUGCUUUAGUUUUACAGACGUCACUGAUGAUAUUGAAGGACAAUACGUAUUCUUACUGCAGAUAAAACACGCGGAACGUAAGAGUGGUACGAAACCAAAAACAAGACACUCAUUUUUUGGAAAAACGUGCAUUCAACUCACAAAUGCCAUUUACAGGAACAAAAUCCACAAAAAACAGUUCAUCAGCCCAAUUGGAAUUGUCUUCAGUGAUCAAGUGUAUGCAUUUGCGGUAAAAACGGAAAAAGGGGAAGAACACGUAGAAGAUAACACAAUUAUACGCUAUAUUACCUGUGCUGGUAAACUUCAAUCUGAAAACAAGAAUAUUACUAUCAAAUGGAGUGAUGUUGCACAAGUUUUACUCAAACCGCAGUAAGUUACACACAUGUAUUUUUAGCCACGUUUAUAAGGUCAUCACUGCAAGGUUUAUAUAGGUUAGGCCUAUUGGGUGUUCUCAGUGGUGUAACGCCUAUGUGCUCUUGUGCGACUGUCCGCGGAGCCCUAUAUGGUCCUCGAUCUAGCACCAUAUCAGUUACAGUGGCAUCGACAAUCCGAUUUGUUGCGAGUACAGCCGUCUAUGCGUGCCAUACGUUUUAUGGUGUUAGUCACUGUAUUUUAUUAAUUGUGGGUACUUAGCAACAGGGGCGGCACUAGUGGGGGUCCGAGGUGGGGGGAAGGAUCCCUGUCAGGGACCACUGGACCCCUGGUUGGACCCCCUGUCGGGGAAUUUCCAGCAAGGUCGUCGGGGAAAAAUGAAAUCUCGACCGCCAAAACUACAAUUUAUGUAUGCCAAAUGUUAGGGAUUAAAAACUGUUUAGUGUGAGCAGUGCUACCGUGCGAGGUGUUGUAUACUAUUGCGAUCCUAUGGGCUGAGAUAGUAGCGCCAGAUCUUCCCCUACAGGGGCUGGUACAUGCGACAGGUGAUCAGUACCCCCGACAGGCGGCAUCUUAC
Molecule: messenger RNA, 2138 nt
Organism: Anneissia japonica
Lineage: Eukaryota; Metazoa; Echinodermata; Crinoidea; Comatulida; Comatulidae
Exons: 7
Source: RefSeq, a predicted model, not a curated record